Messenger RNA from Cyprinus carpio (common carp), 1437 nucleotides. RefSeq names its product dynein heavy chain. The transcript has 12 exons. Lineage: Eukaryota; Metazoa; Chordata; Actinopteri; Cypriniformes; Cyprinidae. The record is from RefSeq and is a predicted model, not a curated record.
AUGAGCAGGAGUGAAGGCCACACUCGCGGCGGAAGCGGAAAACCGGCCUGUGGUUUAAAGAGCUCGCUGACAUACAGUAUCAUACAGUAUAGUAUCAUACAGUAUAGUAUCAUACAGUAUAGUAUCAAACAGUAUAGUAUCAAACAGUAUAAUAUCAUACAGUAUAGUAUCAAACAGUAUAAUAUCAUACAGUAUAGUAUCGAACAGUAUAGUAUCAAACAGUAUAGUAUCUAACAGUAUAGUAUCAUACAGUAUAAUAUCAUACAGUAUAGUAUCAAACAUAUCAAACAGUAUAAUAUCAUACAGUAUAGUAUCAUACAGUAUAGUAUCAAACAGUAUAAUAUCAUACAGUAUAAUAUCAUACAUAUCAUACAGUAUAGUAUCGAACAUUAUAGUAUCAUACAGUAUAGUAUCAAACAUAUCAUACAGUAUAGUAUCGAACAGUAUAGUAUCAUACAGUAUAGUAUCAUACAGUAUAGUAUCAAACAGUAUAGUAUCAAACAGUAUAAUAUCAUACAGUAUAGUAUUAAACAGUAUAAUAUCAUACAGUAUAGUGUCACACAGUAUAGUAUCAUACAGUAUAGUAUCUAACAGUAUAGUAUCAUACAGUAUAGUAUCUAACAGUAUAGUAUCAUACAGUAUAAUAUCAUACAUAUCAUACAGUAUAAUAUCAUACAUAUCAUACAGUAUAAUAUCAUACAGUAUAAUAUCAUACAGUAUAGUAUCAAACAGUAUAGUAUCAAACAGUAUAAUAUCAUACAGUAUAGUAUCAUACAUAUAAUAUCAUACAGUAUAGUAUCAAAACAGUAUAAUAUCAUACAGUAUAGUAUAGAACAGUAUAGUAUCAUACAGUAUAGUAUCGAACAGUAUAGUAUCAUACAGUAUAAUAUCGAUCAGUAUUAUAUCAUACAGUAUAAUAUCAAACAUAUCGAACAGUAUAGUAUCAAACAGUAUAGUAUCGAACAGUAUUAUAUCAUACAGUAUAAUAUCAUACAGUAUAAUAUCAUACAGUAUAGUAUCGAACAGUAUAGUAUCAUACAUAUAAUAUCAUACAGUAUAGUAUCAAAACAGUAUAAUAUCAUACAGUAUAGUAUCGAACAGUAUAGUAUCAAACAGUAUAAUAUCAUACAGUAUAGUAUCAUACAGUAUAGUAUCAAACAGUAUAAUAUCAUACAGUAUAGUAUCAAACAUAUCAUACAGUAUAGUAUCUAACAGUAUAGUAUCAUACAUAUCGAACAGUAUAGUAUCGAUCAGUAUUAUAUCAUACAGUAUAAUAUCAAACAGUAUAAUAUCAUACAGUAUAGUAUCGAACAGUAUAGUAUCAUACAGUAUAGUAUCAAACAGUAUAGUAUCGAACAGUAUAGUAUCGAUCAGUAUAAUAUCAUACAGUAUAAUAUCUAACAGUAUAAUAUCACUCAGUAUAGUAUCAUACAGUGA